Molecule: messenger RNA, 4730 nt
Organism: Gymnodraco acuticeps
Lineage: Eukaryota; Metazoa; Chordata; Actinopteri; Perciformes; Bathydraconidae
Gene: abr
Product: ABR activator of RhoGEF and GTPase
Exons: 23
Coding region: 1-3327 (1108 amino acids)
Biological process (GO): intracellular signal transduction; protein phosphorylation; positive regulation of GTPase activity
Cellular component (GO): membrane
Molecular function (GO): GTPase activator activity; protein serine/threonine kinase activity; guanyl-nucleotide exchange factor activity
Source: RefSeq, a predicted model, not a curated record
AUGUGGGAACAGGAGGAAUUCGCAAAACACUGGAGGAAUGAAUUUCCUGACGGAAAGGUACCAACAAUGGACUUGAAGUCUGUAGAGGACAUCGAGUCGGAGCUGGAGGCGAGCAAAGCCAACCUGAAGAGGCUGCAGAAGGCUCUGGCGGAGGAGAAAUUCAAGGUGAUCUACCUGCAGACCACCGUGGCUCGGCAGAAGAGCAACGACCCGGAAAGGUUUGAGGAUAAAGAUGAAAACUUUAACGCAGAGAAGCGUUCAUUUUCUAAGACGGGGGAUAUUAGGAAACCGUGGCAGAAGGAGGAUGAGGGCGACGGGCAGAGGACCAAGGUGUCCGAGGCUGGGGGCGUGAGGCUCCACGCGGCAGGUAGUACACCGGGUGUCCUGAGCUCCUUCGGGCGGGAACGAGCCAGGUUCAGCGGCAAGACAGGUAAGCCCGUCCCCAUCCCUGUCCCGCCACGGAGGUUCAACUUUCAGAGAGGGGACACGGCCCCACCUGUCCUUGCCUUACCGAAUGAUAACGAUGUGGUGAGCGACCGAGAAUACGAGGAUACGGAGCUGAAUGAAAACUUCGUCAGGAAUAACUUGUUGGCUCCAAAGAUGGGCGGCAGGGACAACCAGAGGACGUCUAAUUCCCUGCGGCCUUUCCGCCACAGCAGGGACUUUGACUCCGGAGACGACGGCAGGCUGUCCCCGUCCUUCCCGCAGAUUCUCUGCAGACCCUCCCGCGGCUCCGGCUGCAGCACCCCGGACCGGAGGAGUGACGGAUACGUGAGCUCCGACCACGAAGACUCCUCUUCUGCAGACUUUAAUUACAACACAGACGGCUACGAGGGAGACGGAGCGGAGGACGGCAAGUCUCAGGACGGCUCGGAGACGCUGCCCUUCAUAGAUGAGUCUCCCACCAUGUCGCCACAGCUGUGCGCACCCCAAGGGCCCGACGGAGAGGCCGUCUCCCCCACUCCACCAGAGAGCCUGCUGGCAGGGGGAGACGUAGAGAAAGGACUGGAGAUGAAGAAACUGGUGCUGUCUGGUUUCCUGGCCAGCGAGGAGAUCUACAUAAACCAGCUGGAGGCCCUGCUACUGCCCAUGCGACCUCUGAAAGCAACAGCCACAAGCUCGCAGCCUGUCCUCACCAUCCAGCAGGUAGAAACCAUCUUCUACAAAAUCCAGGACAUCUUUGAGAUCCACAAGGAGUUCUACGAUGCCCUCCUACCCAACAUCCAGCAGUGGGACGAGAAGGUCACCGUGGGGCAUUUGUUCCAGAAGCUGGCCAGCCAGCUGGGAGUGUACAAGGCCUUUGUGGACAACUACAAGGUGGCACUAGAGACGGCAGAGAAAUGCAGCCAGGCCAACGUCCAGUUCCAUCAGAUCUCGGAGAACCUCAAAGUAAAAGGUCCUAAAGACUCCAAAGAUUGUACCACAAACGUCUCAAUGGAAGCUCUCCUCUACAAGCCGAUCGACCGUGUCACCAGAAGCACCCUGGUCCUUCAUGACCUGCUGAAACACACUCCUAAGGACCACCCGGACUUCCCACUGCUGCAGGACGCUCUGAGAAUAUCUCAGAACUUCCUCUCCUCCAUCAACGAGGAGAUCGACCCCCGCAGGACCGCCGUCACCACGCCCAAAGGAGAGGCUCGUCAGCUGGUGAAGGAUGGCUUCCUGGUGGAAGUAUCAGAAAGCUCCAGGAAGCUUCGGCACGUCUUCCUCUUCACCGAUCUGCUGCUCUGUGCCAAGAUGAAGAAGACGUCUGUGGGUCGCCAUCAGCAGUAUGAGUGUAAGUGGUACAUCCCUCUGGCGGACCUGACCUUCCAGACCCUGGACGACUCUGACUCUUCGCCCAGCAUCCAGGUCCUGCCCGAGCACGAGAUCGAGGAGAUGAAGAUCAAGAUCUCAGUCCUAAAGAGUGAGAUACAGAAAGAGAAGAAAGCACCGAAGGGGCAGAGUCGCGUGGACCGUCUGAGGAAGAAGAUGAAUGAGCAGGAGUCCUGGCUGCUCCUGCACUCUCCCACCAUCCCUUUCCGCGUCCACAACAAACACGGAAAGAGCUAUCAGUUCCUCCUCUCCUCCGAUUACGAGAGGUCAGAGUGGAGGGAAAGCAUCCAGAAACUCCAGAAGAAAGAUCUCCAGACGUGUUUGUUGAGUCCUGUGGAGCUCCAGGUCCUGACCAGCUCCUGUUUCAAACUCCGAACUGUGCACAACAUUCCUGUCACGAGUAACAAAGACGAUGAGGAGACUCCUGGUCUGUACGGCUUCCUGCACGUGAUCGUCCACUCCGCCAAAGGAUUCAAGGACUCAGCCAAUCUAUACUGCACCCUUGAAGUGGACUCGUAUGGAUACUUCGUCAGCAAGGCCAAGACCCGCGUCUUCAGAGACACCAUGGAGCCACAUUGGAACGAAGAGUUUGAGAUUGAGUUGGAGGGCUCCCUGUUCCUGCGGAUCCUGUGCUAUGAGAACUGUUACGACAAAAGCCUGCUCAACAAGGACGACAACGAGAUUGUGGACAAGAUCAUGGGAAAGGGGCAAGUCCAGCUGGAUCCUCAGACAGUGCAGUCCAAGAACUGGCACAUGGACGUCAUAGAGAUGAACGGGAUCAAAGUGGAGUUCUCCAUGAAGUUUACAAGUCGGGACCUCAGCUUAAAGAGAACGCCGUCCAAAAAACAGAGCGGGGUGUUUGGAGUCAAAAUCAACGUGGUGACAAAGCGCGAGCGCUCCAAGGUGCCUUACAUCGUCCGGCAGUGCAUUGAAGAGGUGGAAAAGAGGGGGAUCGACGAAGUGGGAAUCUACAGGAUCUCAGGGGUGGCCACUGACAUCCAGGCCCUCAAAUUAGUGUUUGACACCAAUACCAAAGAUAUCCUGGUGAUGCUGAGCGACAUGGACAUCAACGCCAUCGCAGGAACACUUAAGCUGUACUUCAGGGAGCUGCCGGAGCCUCUGCUCACCGACCGCCUCUACCCCGCCUUCAUGGAGGGCAUCGCGCUCUCUGACCCCGCAGCCAAGGAGAACUGCAUGAUGCACCUGCUGCGCUCCCUGCCGGACCCCAACCUCAUGACCUUCCUCCCCCUGCUGGACCACCUCAAACGCGUGGCGGAGAAGGAGCCCAUCAACAAGAUGUCCCUCCACAACCUGGCCACGGUGUUUGGCCCCACUCUGCUCAGGCCCUCAGAGUCCGAGAUCGCAAAGGCUCAGCACAUCACCUCUGCCUCUGACAUCUGGUCACAUGACGUGAUGGCGCAGGUCCAGGUGCUGCUCUACUACCUGCAGCAUCCUCCCAUCUCCUUCGCGGAACUGAAGCGCAACACGCUCUACUAUUCCACUGACGUUUAAACCACCCCCACCAUCACCACCUCCCUCAGGGCGCCAUACGGAGAGGAGAGAGAGAGAGACUCCAUACAAACCCUGGUCCUCGCCGACCGGUGGUCCUGCCUCAGCUCUCCUCCCAGCAGGCUGCUCAUCUUGACUGUACAGCCCCCCCCCCCUUCCCCUCACCCACACACACACACACACACAUCCCUCCCUGAACCCACCACCUUCUCCCCCAGUCCUGAAAAGAGAUGAAGCCUGUCAAUAUGGAGGCGGUGACGGAGACUUCCCGGUCAUCUAUUCGUCACGUUUGUAAACUAAGGAGAGUAAAGCCCCCAGCGCCUCCCGCUCCCAGGACCGCAAGGCAUUCUGGGAACUCAUCAGGGAAAUCUAGAGGGGGUCAGGGUCACGUGGUGUCAUCUAGCGAGUACUUUCCAGACGACUCCAGCUUCUUAUUCCUUGAUCAGAGGCAUGCCAGAAAAAAUGGCAUUUUCAUGUGUGAUAAUUAUGUUUUCUUUCCUUUUUUCUGUCUUUCUGGCCUAAUGCAUGUGGUGGAGGAGACCGGGGGUGUGAGUGACGACGUGGAUGCACUUGAGUGAGUGAGUGUGUGUUUAAAGGGACUAUGAGAACUUGUGAGGUUUAGAAGUGGCUGGGAAGCCGUCCUAAUACAUGGCUGGUGAUGCGUCUCCCCGUUCUGACAGGACGAGAGAGAGCUGCCCUCCCCGGUGAGUCUCGGCCAAAUUAGCCCUAUUUAUUUUAAAUAUAUAUAAUAUGUGUGCCUGUACAGUUCUGUGCAACUAGAGAAAUGCUCAAAGGAGUCUGUUUUUUGAAGUUUAUUCAGGUAGUGAUGUUAUUUUUAGCUUCUCAUUCACUAUGUCCAUGGUUGGUAAGCUGUACUGAAAAGAUGGACAUAAAGUCUGCCAGUUAAUUUCAGAUCACUUCGUAAAGGAAGGGCACUCUGGGACAUGAGGGUUGUUGGGGGUAAAACACAACAAAUGGAACAUUCUUUUUAUUUCUCUCAUUGUUUCAUUGCAAGCCUGUUCCAAGUGUCUUACUGCACCGGUAUAAUCUAUAGAGUUGAUUUGUGUAGUUGCCCUCAUUGCAUGUUCAGCUUGUCAAUCAAACCAGCCGGGGUAACAGAAAGGUAGGUUGUCUCUGCGCGGCCCGCUGAGACUGGCUGAUCCCAUCUCUGCUCUGUACAAAGCCCACCUUUCUGCUAUCAAGCCUGCGACAUAUCUUAAAAUACUGUAAGCACUGCUAGAUGAGUACUAUUUGAUAUUUUUAAUAUAAGAUGAAAAUAAAAAUAAAAAAUGUUGUAUUUUACUUCCUUUGAGAAGAAUUUCAAUAUACUGUAAUUUUGAGGAUUAAAUGUCUGUGAACUUUUCCCCCCAUUUUUUUUUAGUAAAAUAAAAGUUACCAAAACACUC